AUGGUUUCUCUAUCCUCUUCCUCUUCCGCGGCAAGAUAUGCUCAACUGAUCCUUGGGGUGAUCCUCCUUGGCUUGUCAGCAAAAAUCAUUAAUGACCGAGGCUCUUUGACUUCUCUGGCAGAUGAAUUAAUGGAAAUUUAUAACAGCACUUCAUCCGGAACUUCAUCUUCAUUGUCUAAAAGGGAUGUAAGUAAACGAUCCCUUUACAUUGACCCCUCUUGGAAGAAAUCCGCAGUUGUGAUUUCUUCAGCUUGUACUAGUAUUAGCUCCAACUCCGUGAACUAUGUUUUGCCAAAAAUGUUCACUAAGAAAAGUACAAAUUCAAACACGCAAUCCCUCUUGUGGAAAUCUUCUGCCUUUAGAACCUUGUCAACAAGCGCUACAGAUUUUGUUUCUAAGACGGCAUUAGGAGUUUCCCUGAAGCAAGCUGGUUAUGCAUCAUCAUUGUUUGGAUCCGAGGUGAUUUCGCAAGCAUUGUGGAUAACCAAUGUAAUUAUGCAAAUCAGUCAAUAUGGUUCUCAAUCCUGCUCCAGUGUCGAAGGCUUGAUCAGCAGCUAUAACCUUACUUCUGAUCUUUCCGAGUUGAUAUUGUCUAAUUACUACAAUGAGGACGAACCUAACAACUCGACAUCGACUGACAGUGAGCUUUACGACGACAUUGAAAACUUGUUCUUUAGAUCAAAUUCCUCCGAUUUCUCGGGAUCUCUUUCCAGCUUGCUUGACUCUUAUGAUUCCAAUAAUCUCACUACCUUGGAGAAGCAAUCGACUCUGUUACUUAAACUUGCAACCAAUUGCCAGCUGAAAAAAUCCUCUAUGGCUCUUUCCAUCAUUAUUUUUGCAACUUACCUUUUCAGUAGCACUUUUCUGGCCUCGAGCGCUGUUUCUUUUGUCAACCAAUACCGAAAGCAACAAGAACAAGCUACCAAAACAAUCCAAGCUAAACCAGAAAGGAGUGAAAACGAGGCAUCGGAAACGCCAGGACCCCAAGUCCACUUUGUUUAUAGAUUCAAUUGGCUGCUACCAGAUAUUCUCAGCGAUGAGGAACUUUUCUCAUUCUCAGCUGUAUGA
Molecule: messenger RNA, 1068 nt
Organism: Ogataea haglerorum
Lineage: Eukaryota; Fungi; Ascomycota; Pichiomycetes; Pichiales; Pichiaceae
Exons: 1
Coding region: 1-1068 (355 amino acids)
Source: RefSeq, a predicted model, not a curated record